Molecule: messenger RNA, 567 nt
Organism: Procambarus clarkii (red swamp crayfish)
Lineage: Eukaryota; Metazoa; Arthropoda; Malacostraca; Decapoda; Cambaridae
Source: RefSeq, a predicted model, not a curated record
AUGGUUGGGUACAGACGAGCUGCAGCUCAUCCACCAACAUGCCUCCUGCAGCUGCAGCUCAUCCACCAACAUGCCUCCUCCAGCUGCAGCUCAUCCACCAACAUGCCUCCUGCAGCUGCAGCUCAUCCACCAACAUGCCUUCUCCAGCUGCAGCUCAUCCACCAACAUGCCUCCUCCAGCUGCAGCUCAUCCACCAACAUGCCUCCUGCAGCUGCAGCUCAUCCACCAACAUGCCUCCUGCAGCUGCAGCUCAUCCACCAACAUGCCUCCUGCAGCUGCAGCUCAUCCACCAACAUGCCUCCUGCAGUUGCAGCUCAUCCACCAACAUGCCUCCUGCAGCUGCAGCUCAUCCACCAACAUGCCUUCUGCAGCUGCAGCUCAUCCACCAACAUGCCUCCUGCAGCUGCGGAUCAUCCACCAACAUGCCUCCUGCAGCUGCGGAUCAUCCACCAACAUGCCUCCUGCAGCUGCAGCUCAUCCACCAACAUGCCUCCUGCAGCUGCAGCUCAUCCACCAACAUGCCUCCUGCAGCUGCGGCUCAUCCACCAACAUGCCUCCUGCAUUUGA